CGCUCCGUCACCACUAUCAACCUUUUUAACUGGGACAACAUGGCUACGCAGACGGGCCGUUAUUACAGCGAAGGCGGUAGGGCAACGAAAAGACAAAAAACCGACAACGACGGAAUGGCCACAGAGGGCUAUGAUGACCCACACAAGACCCUUCCUUCCGUGGUGGUGCACGUGAGAGGGCUGGUUGAUGGUAUCACAGAAGCGGACCUUGUGGAGGCCCUGCAAGAGUUUGGCCCAAUCAGCUACGUGGUGGUGAUGCCCAAGAAGCGCCAGGCCCUGGUGGAGUAUGAGGAUAUGAAUGGAUCGUCCACUGCCGUCACCUACGCUAACGACAACCAGGUGUACAUUGCUGGACACCCGGCCUUCAUCAACUACUCCACCAGCCAGAAGAUCUCCCGGCCUGGAGACCCGGAUGACGCCCGCAGCGUCAACAACGUCCUCCUGCUCACCAUUAUGAACCCCAUCUAUCCAGUCACCACGGACGUCCUCUAUACCAUCUGCAACAAUUGUGGCCCCGUCCAAAGGAUCGUCAUCUUCAGGAAGAACGGUGUCCAGGCCAUGGUUGAGUUUGACUCUGUGCAGAGUGCACAGCGGGCCAAAGCUUCCCUCAACGGAGCCGACAUCUACUCUGGCUGCUGCACCCUGAAGAUUGAAUAUGCCAAGCCGACACGCCUUAAUGUCUUCAAGAACGACCAGGACACAUGGGACUAUACUAACCCCAACCUGGGUGCCCAAGAUGCGGAGGCUGAUGGAAAUGGGAGCAAUUCAGAUGUGAAUGCCAACCCCAACAAGCGGCAGAGACAGCCUGCUCUGCUGGGAGACCACCCUCCAGAGUACGGUGGACAGGGUGGGUACGGGUACGGAUACGACGAGAGCUAUGGCCCACCGCCCCACGAGGGACGCCGUAUGGGCCCACCAAUGAGAGGGCGUGGUGGGCGCGGCGGCUACGGUGCCCCAGGCUAUGGACCCCCUCCCCCGCCCCCUGGCGAGUACAGUGCUCACGCAGACUCCCCCGUUGUCAUGGUGUACGGCCUGGAGGCUCUCAAGAUGAAUGCAGACAGAGUCUUCAAUGUCUUCUGUCUCUAUGGCAAUGUCGAGAGGGUGAAGUUCAUGAAGAGCAAACCUGGAGCCGCCAUGGUGGAGAUGGGAGACUGCUAUGCCGUUGACCGUGCCAUCACCCACCUCAACAACAACUUCCUGUUUGGACAGAAGCUGAACGUCUGUGUGUCCAAGCAGCAGGCCAUCAUGCCAGGACAGUCCUACGAGCUGGAAGACGGUUCCACCAGUUUCAAAGAUUUCCAUGGUUCCCGUAACAACCGCUUCACCUCCCCCGAGCAGGCUGCCAAGAACCGCAUCCAGCACCCCAGCAACGUGCUGCACUUCUUUAACGCCCAGCCCGAUGCCUCCGUCGAGGUCUUCUCCCAGAUCUGUGAAGAACUGGGUGUCAAAAGCCCCAUCAACAUCAAAUUGUUCACAGGAAAGGGAGGGGCAGCAACCAGCGAGCGCAGCUCUUCAGGCUUGCUAGAGUGGGAGUCCAUCAACGAUGCCAUGGAGGCCCUGUCCAUGAUGAACCACUACCAGAUGAAAAACUCCAGUACGUCCUCACCUGGUCCUUACCCCUACACCCUCAAGCUGUGUUUCUCAACUGCCCAGCACACAAACUGAGUCCAUUCUGGCCAUCGCCAUGGAGAUCGUUCUAACCUAUAUCCCUACAGCUCCAUUUCACAUUGUGUUCUUUCCAGACUGUUAGUUGUAGGGAGUUUGUGUGUCUGCAGUCAUGCCCUCCUGUCCUUAUUCUUUGGUAUUAUUAACAUCAUAAAAGAUGGAUUAAAUGUGAUAAAUGUUGUGGAUAAACAAUUUUUAUGCCUGGCGGAUGAAUAAGAACAUGCUUUUUGUAAUGUUGUUUUGAAUUUUACAAUAGCUCUCCCAUGUUGAAUCGUUGCUUUUGUUUUAUUUUUUAUUAUUGCUGUCUGCUCAGUACUGCACCUGCAUACACAAACAUGUUCAUGUCCAUAUGUUGAGGAGGGAGAGUGCUUCUUUUGUUGUAAGAAAAAUUAAAACCAAUUUGAAUUAAA
This is a messenger RNA of Hypomesus transpacificus, 2075 nucleotides long. RefSeq names its product heterogeneous nuclear ribonucleoprotein L-like. Gene Ontology annotation, cellular component: nucleus. Gene Ontology annotation, biological process: mRNA processing; regulation of RNA splicing. The record is from RefSeq and is a predicted model, not a curated record. Gene Ontology annotation, molecular function: mRNA binding. Bases 40 to 1665 code for a protein of 541 amino acids. Lineage: Eukaryota; Metazoa; Chordata; Actinopteri; Osmeriformes; Osmeridae. The transcript has 14 exons.